AUGUCAUUAGAUAGCGAGAAUUCAAACCCCAAUAGCAAAGCUGGAAAUUUUAGUCCAUCUUCACUCGGCGGCGGAAAUGGCCAGCCGCGACAAGAUAACCUGGUUUCCACCGAUGACAAACCAACCAACUUUUCACCGCAUGAAUCGCGGCAAGAUUCCUGCCACUACUCAAGUGGAAGGGAUACCCAAUGUGGGAGUUGGAGAAAUUCCCCCACGUGGUGA
This is a messenger RNA of Linum tenue, 222 nucleotides long. The record is from the annotation of a GenBank genome assembly. NCBI's taxonomy places the organism in Eukaryota, Viridiplantae, Streptophyta, Magnoliopsida, Malpighiales, Linaceae.